Nerophis lumbriciformis (worm pipefish) is the source of this 2051-nucleotide messenger RNA. Its product is annotated as multidrug and toxin extrusion protein 1-like. Lineage: Eukaryota; Metazoa; Chordata; Actinopteri; Syngnathiformes; Syngnathidae. Gene Ontology annotation, molecular function: antiporter activity; xenobiotic transmembrane transporter activity. The record is from RefSeq and is a predicted model, not a curated record. Gene Ontology annotation, cellular component: membrane. Gene Ontology annotation, biological process: xenobiotic detoxification by transmembrane export across the plasma membrane.
GGUAGCGUGCAGAGUUUGAGAUACCACUACUCGGGAGACAAUCAUGGAGGUGGCAGCCAGUGACAAGUGGUUCUGCUGCAGCUGGCUCCGCCACAAGGUUCCCCGGAACCUCAGGGAGGAACUGUACCACCUCCUGAGGAUGACGGGGCCCAUUCUGAUGACUCGAAUUCUCGAUUAUAUGCUUCCUUUCGUGGUCACGAUGUUCUGUGGCCGUCUGACUAGUGAGGUGAUGGCCGGCUAUGGAUUAGCAACUGCUACUGUCAAUAUCACCACUGCAGCAACAGGACUCGGUUUGGAGCGCGCAUGUGAUACUUUAGUGGCUCAGACUUUUGGUGGAAAGAACCUGCUGCGUGUGGGUGUUAUAUUUCAGCGAGGCAUCAUCAUCCUGCUGCUGUUCUGUCUUCCAUGCUGGGGUCUGCUCCUCAAUGCCCAGGCCAUACUGCUGCUCCUAGGCCAGGACCCUGAGGUGACCCGAAUCGCUCAGCUGUACAUUACGGCAUACCUUCCAGCAAUACCCGCCUUGUUUCUACAUUACCUGCAGGUGUCCUACCUACAGAACCAGGGUAUAAUACUUCCACAGAUGUACACUUCAGCCAUGGCAAACAUUGCCAGCGUGGUGACAAACUACGUCCUUAUUAAAGUGCUCCAUCUAGGGGUUUAUGGAUCUGCAGCAGCCAACACCUUGUCCAAGAUCUACAUCUGUGUCUUCCUGUUUGCUUACAUACGGUGGAAAAAGCUGCAUAAAACAACAUGGGGAGGCUGGUCUGUGGAGUCACUACAAGGGUGGGGAGCUUUCAUGAAGUUGGCUUUUCCCAGUACACUGAUGAUAUGUUUCGAAUGGUGGAUUUAUGAAUUUGGUGGAUUUUUUGCAGGGAUGCUGGGUAAAAAAGAGCUGGCAGCCCAGCAUGUGUUGAUAUCAGUGGCAAACAUGGUCUACAUGAUCCCGUUUGGCAUCCAGGCCGCAGCCUGCGCUCGAGUGGGCAACGCUCUGGGUGCAGGAGACACGGCAGGGGCGCUUCUCACCUGUAAGGUGUCGCUCUCGCUUACAGCUGCCUUUGCUGUUGUUGAAGGCAUAGCGCUCAUCUCUGCCAAAUCCUUGAUUGGCUUCAUCUUCACUUCUGACCCAGAGAUCACCAGUCGAGUCUCUUACGUGAUGAAUAUUUACUGCUUCCAUCAGUUCUUUGAUGGUAUUGUGGCUGUGUGCAUUGGCAUCUUUAUGGGCACUGGGAAGCAGAUGAUAGCAGCUGUGUCUAAUUUUAUUGGUUUCUACGGCAUCGGUUUAACACUCUGUCUUACGUUGAUGUUUGUUGCCAAAAUGAACAUUUUAGGUUUCUGGUUAGGACUCUUUAUUUGCGUCAUCUUACAAUCGACCUUUUACAUUUUUGUCAUAUUUCGACUGAACUGGAAGAAAAUCACAGAUGAGGCAUUGAAACGAGCCCGGGCAAAGACAAACGUGGAAUUACUAAAUACAUCUAACCAGAGUGCCGACCAGCCAGAAGACCAAGACAAUUCAGUGGAUGGCUACAUGCAAGUGACGACCAAGAGCCCCGAUGGGAACCCAAAGAGCCUAUAUGUCAUUGAGAAGAGUGUGGACCAUCUCUCCGUUUCCCAGCUGAUAAUCCGAAGAGGCAUGGCCAUAUUUAUUGUAGUGGGUCUCCUGGUUGUGGGAGUUUGUGUGCACUUCCUGCUGCCUUUGCCAGAGAGCCCGCUCUGGAAGGCCAACUUCACAAUGGAGGUGCUCAAUGCCACAUACAGUCCUUUGCAAACCUCUGUUACUCUGCUUGACUCUUCCUGAGGAGAAGCGGAUCUUAAAUCAGUCAAUUCUUUGAUUCAAGGUUGCAUUAUUCAUCAGACUAUGAGUGCAGGAGUUGAUCACACACAAUUUAUCGCUUUUUGUGCAGCUCUACACAUCAACUGUGUCAUUUAAUGUGCAGCUAAAGUCAGCUAAAGUGUGUUUUUACCUGUUUAAUGUUCUCCUUGAAUUGUAAUUUUCUUGUCAGUCCGGUCUUAGUAUGAAGCAAAAAAGAAAUAAAUACUUGCUUUUAAGAGAA